Molecule: messenger RNA, 616 nt
Organism: Gekko japonicus
Lineage: Eukaryota; Metazoa; Chordata; Lepidosauria; Squamata; Gekkonidae
Product: histone H2B 5-like
Exons: 1
Coding region: 37-417 (126 amino acids)
Cellular component (GO): nucleosome
Molecular function (GO): DNA binding; protein heterodimerization activity; structural constituent of chromatin
Source: RefSeq, a predicted model, not a curated record
CCCCGUAUCUGGUGAGCAAGGAAGCCUUCGGUCGGGAUGCCUGAGCCAGCCAAGUCCGCGCCUGCCCCAAAAAAGGGCUCCAAGAAAGCCGUGACCAAGACCCAGAAAAAGGGCGACAAGAAGCGCCGCAAGAGCAGGAAGGAGAGCUACUCCAUCUACGUGUACAAGGUCCUCAAGCAGGUCCACCCCGACACCGGCAUCUCUUCCAAAGCCAUGAGCAUCAUGAACUCCUUCGUCAACGACAUCUUCGAGCGCAUCGCCGGGGAGGCCUCCCGCCUGGCCCAUUACAACAAGCGCUCCACCAUCACCUCCCGGGAGAUCCAGACGGCGGUGCGUCUCCUGCUCCCCGGGGAGUUGGCGAAGCACGCCGUCUCCGAGGGCACCAAGGCCGUGACCAAGUACACGAGUUCCAAGUAAGCGGAGCCGCGCUCCUCAGGAAGGAAGCUCCAGAACCCCAAAAGGCUCUUUUAAGAGCCACCCACUUUCUCAUGUAAAGAGCUCCGGUCACGAAUACUCUCGGCUGGGGGGGCGGAGGGAACUGCGGUGCCGGCCCGCCCCGCAGCCGCCUAGUGCGCUCCCGUCGCUUAGCAGCCGGCUGAGUCCAAAUAAACAACAU